Messenger RNA from Aspergillus ruber CBS 135680, 1077 nucleotides. Its product is annotated as uridine-cytidine N-ribohydrolase. Gene Ontology annotation, biological process: purine nucleoside catabolic process. The transcript has 5 exons. Gene Ontology annotation, cellular component: cytosol. The record is from RefSeq and is a predicted model, not a curated record. Gene Ontology annotation, molecular function: purine nucleosidase activity. Bases 1 to 1077 code for a protein of 358 amino acids. Lineage: Eukaryota; Fungi; Ascomycota; Eurotiomycetes; Eurotiales; Aspergillaceae.
AUGGCAGAAACACCUACCCCAAUCCCCCUGUGGUUGGACUGCGAUCCUGGUCACGAUGACGCAUUUGCAAUUCUUAUUGCCGCUCAUCAUCCGCAUUUGAAUCUCCUGGGCAUCACGACCAUCCACGGCAACGCAUCUCUGGAGAACACUACGGCCAACGCCGGUAGCAUUCUCGAGGCCAUUGGCCGUCCAGAAAUACCCGUCUAUCCAGGCAGCGAUUCUGGCCUCGACGGGACGGAUCUUUUGCCAAAGGCUACGGUUCCCCCGAUUACAGAUAAGAAUCCUAUACUUGCUAUGCGUGAUGCACUUCUCGCACAGCCAAAAGGGACCCCUUGGGUGGUCGCAACCGGGACACUUACUAACAUCGCCCUUCUUUUUGCGACAUUUCCCGAAGUGGCAGAGCAUGUCCAAGGUCUGACUAUAAUGGGAGGCGGGAUUGGAAAUGGAUUCACUAGUGCUCCCAUGAGCAGGCUGCCGGGGGAGCAUACAAGAAUCGGAAACAUAACACCAUAUGCCGAGUUCAACAUCUACUGUGAUCCGGAGGCUUCCCAGUCGAUCUUCAGCAACCCCAUCAUUGCCCCCAAGACCGCCAUCAUGGCUCUUGACCUGACACAUCAGGUCCUUGCUUCUCCCACCGUGCAAUCGCGCGUCCUUCACGGAUUGGACGAUCCAUCAGCGACCCCCACUGUCCUUCGCCGACUCUACCAUGAUCUCCUUGUCUUCUUCGCUGCGACUUACGACACUGUGUUUGGCCUAAGCUCAGGACCACCAUUGCAUGACCCUCUUGCUGUUGCGGCGGUCUUGUCAAACUUCAACCCUGUCUUUGCAAACCUGCAUCCGGACAAGGUCAUAAAGUUCGACGAUAACGGUGGAGAACGGUUUUCUAUUCAGAUUGUGACGGAUGGACUUCAUGGGAUGGAUGUGGCCAUCACGGGCGAACUGGGCCGCUCUAUCGCUGAGCCUGCGGAAGUCAAGGGAAUUGCUAUUCCCAGAGGAGUGGACUUGGAUGCUUUCUGGAAUUUGAUCUUGGAAUGUCUCCAGCGGGCAGAUGAUCACAAUGCUGCCCGAAAGGCAUGA